AUGACGGCAGUGGAGUCCCGCGUCGUCGUUGCGACUCCUGCAAACACGAAGGUGAUGAGCGAGAAGGAGAACCACAUCCUGAGGAUCUCAAACUCCCUGAACAAGAAGCUGGAUCACGCUAAGAACACUCCUGAGGCCCCUGAAGCGGCUUGCAACGAGAGGAAGAGGAAAGGCGAGGCGAGGAACGCAUCCAUCGACGGCGGCGAGCAAGAGAACAAUAACAACGGUGGGAGGAAGAGGAGCCUGCCGGCCGAGCGCGAGGCGAGGCUGAAGAGGAAGUCGACGGAGCCUCCUCCCCAGGUGAAGAAUCUGCGAUCGGUUUCUGUGAUAUGCCGCGCCACGGCAAUAGAGGGCGGCUUCCUCCGCCCGCCCCCGUCCCGGCGCCUCGACAUCUGCGCUUUCUACCUCUGCCUCUCCUCCUGCUCCACCAUGACGCCCGUGGAGCUCACGCUGGCCUACCACCCAGCCAUCGGGGACGCGGCGCUGGGGCUAAACGGCCGCGCGCUCCUGCCAGCCGCGCCCGCCAAGGUCACUCUCCGCCGGGUCGCCGCCAACGCGUACGCGAGCGCCGACCGCGUCGCCGCCGCCGAGGUCGCGCGGUUCGUGGUGCUCGCCGCCACCGGGGAGGAGGUCGCGGCGAAGGGUGUCUUCUCCGCGCGGCGCGAGGGGUGGCACGUGGAGUGCCGUCGAGCACUACCCUCGCCGGAGGUGUGUGUGGCGGAGGUGGUGGUGCUCGCGAAGGGUGGCGUGCUGAUGCGGGACAGGGCCCGCGCGGCCGGCCGAGGCGGGCGGAUGCGGUGCGGAGCCACCCGACUGGAGGGGAUACCAGAGGAGGACGCCACCACGGGCCUCUGCGGCUGGUGCCGCUGUGAGUGCGACGACGAUGGGUGGGAGGUGGUCGGGGACGCAGAGUAGGAGGAGCAGGAGGUCGAGAUGGAGACGGUGCGGUGGGCGAUGGAGGUGGGCGUGUGGGCCGUGUGCCUCGGCGUUGGCCUCCUCGCUUUCCAUCGGUGUGGAGCCAUUGGGGCAUCGCGCGUGGGAGACGGAGGCGGGGGCAUGGCCGCGCCAGGCGCCUACACUCUAUUCUUAAUUAGCAGUAGGGAAGAGGUGACAAUACUUCAUCAGUAUAGGUAUACAUUCGAGCCACCUGACCAGGCACGAUCUUACAUGUUUGAAUUUUGA
Messenger RNA from Zea mays, 1182 nucleotides. RefSeq lists its product as uncharacterized. NCBI's taxonomy places the organism in Eukaryota, Viridiplantae, Streptophyta, Magnoliopsida, Poales, Poaceae. The record is from RefSeq and is a predicted model, not a curated record.